Molecule: messenger RNA, 1638 nt
Organism: Anoplopoma fimbria (sablefish)
Lineage: Eukaryota; Metazoa; Chordata; Actinopteri; Perciformes; Anoplopomatidae
Product: zeta-sarcoglycan-like
Exons: 8
Coding region: 194-1129 (311 amino acids)
Biological process (GO): cardiac muscle tissue development; heart contraction
Cellular component (GO): sarcoglycan complex; sarcolemma
Source: RefSeq, a predicted model, not a curated record
AGUAACGGUAUAAAUAAAUAUAAAGUGCUGUUAAUGUGUAGGUAAAACAAGUCGGACUUGUUUAAAACGUCGGACAGCUGUGUUUCUUUUAUGAAUGGGAGAGAGGAAUUGCAUCUAGCCUGCUGGAUUUCUUGGAGGUGUAGAUUGUUUCAACUUUGUGGAAAUAUGUAAGUGGGACAAAUGAGACUGAAACAUGGAGCAGUCUGCUACUCUGGACAUAGAGACACUUAAGAUUACCCAGGAGCAGUUUAUCCUCGCGUCCCAAUCCCUGCAUCUCCAGCGACCAGGCUGUGACGGCGUGUACCCAGUGGGUCUGUACGGCUGGAGAAAAAGAUGCCUCUACUUCUUUCUGCUGCUGCUCUUGGUCACCAUGAUAGUUAACCUGGCCCUUACUGUGUGGAUCAUAAAGGUCAUGAAUUUUUCAGUGGAUGGAAUGGGAAACCUUCAGUUGAAGCAGGAUGGGAUUCGCCUGGAGGGAAUCUCUGAGUUUCUCCUGCCUCUCUACGUGAACGAGAUCCAGUCGAGAAGGGACAGCUUGUUGGUCUUGGGGUCAGAGAAGAAUGUAACGCUGAACGCCAGAAACGACCAAGGACAGCUGACCGGUCAGCUCGCAGUGGGACCUGAUGCCGUGGAGGCCCAGUGUCAGAGGCUGGAGGUACGAAGUAAAGACGGAGGCCAACUGCUGUUCACUGCAAAUGAGGAGGAGGUCAUCAUGACAACAGAAAAGUUCACUGUCACAGGCUUGGAAGGCGCCGUGUUUGAACAUUCAGUUGAAACUCCCCUGAUCCAGGCGAGGGCUUCUGAAGACCUGAAGCUGGAGUCUCCAACACGGACCUUGACCAUGGAGGCUCCCAGAGGGGUGGUAGUGACUGCUGCCAAGGGGCCGCUGAAGGUCAGCAGUCGAAAGGAUCUACAGAUGGAGUCCACAGAGGGAGAGAUACUUUUAGAUGCCAAAACCAUUCAGCUGGGUAGUCUCCCGCUCGGCGUCUACACAGAGUCGCCCAACCAGGCCUCCCAGGAGCAGGCCGUAUACGAGGUGUGUGUCUGCCCGAGCGGCAAGAUUUACCUGUCUCCUGCAGAGACCAGCUCCUCCUGCCAGGCCAUGAGCAACAUCUGCCUCUGGAGCUGACCUGGGAGCAGUGUUGUUGAUCGGGGACAUCUCUAAGAUCUGCUCUGGAGGUGCUGAGAUUGAGAAUCCGCUGUUAGUACAUUUUACGGAGAGAAGAACUCAUCACCGCGGAGCUUGAUCUCUAAGCUGAGUUCAGAUCAGUACAGAGGAAUCCGAGUCGGCUGCCUGUGAUGGUCUUUUGGAUGUCAAGACAACUGAGUAGCUCUCUGAAAUCAGGAAUAUCAACUAAGAACAAGAACAUUUCCCGCUACCUUAUAUUAGAGUCAGAGGACACACCCUUUAUUUUUCUACUUGAGGUUCAUUGUACCAUGCAGUGACUAUUUUCAAGAUUCAGAAAGAUUAGAUGAGAAAAAAUAAAACACAGGUGCCUCAGCUUUGAAGGAACUAUUGUGACUGUUGUGUAAUAUUGAACCUGUCUUGAGUAAUCAGAGAAAGAUAGGUAAAGUUUUUUAACGUUUGAUGUGAGAAUGACAAGUAAGCACAAUUCUGUCAUGUUUUCUUCCCAAAUA